Molecule: messenger RNA, 403 nt
Organism: Ambispora leptoticha
Lineage: Eukaryota; Fungi; Glomeromycota; Glomeromycetes; Archaeosporales; Ambisporaceae
Source: the annotation of a GenBank genome assembly
AAGCGGGAUUUACAAUUCUUGACGGAAGAAUGCGAAUCUACCUUUCAAAUUGAAAACCAUAAUUCAGAUAUCACUUCACAAAAGAAUACUAACAUUUCUCAAUCACCCGUUUCAAUUAUUGAAACCCACCCCGAUGAAGAAAACAGCACAGGCUCUAUAGAUCCAAAACAGGUACAAAGCGCUGUUUCUUCCGAAUCAGGUCUCGACAAUACCUCUAAACAGUCUGCGCAAAAUGUGCCCGAAAAAUAUAUUAAGGAUUCAAGUUUAGUGACCGAAAUUGUGCAAGGUUUGUUACAAGGAUUUUUAGUAAAUUCUAUAGAAGAUAAUAUCGAAUUUAUUAACAGCGAACCCUCAGAUUCUCCACCCGGUGCAGUCGAGCUUGCUCAUUUGUUGUAUCAAGCAU